CAGUUCUGUGUGUGCGGGUAUGUGUCAUCCCACGGAAUAUUGUUAAAAAGUUGUUCCGGUGUGUUUCCAAGUGAUUUGUGAAUUAUAUUUGGAUUACUGAUUAAUUUUGAGUUGUUGUUUGGCGUGAAGCCCGCAGUGAUUCGUGCUCGCCCAGCGCACCUCCACACGACGCAUCAGUUCGGCUGCGCAAUGAUACGCGCCGCGCUCGUGUUCGCGCUCGCGCUCGCGACCGCGCUCGCCGAGGACGACACCUCCGGCCCCGUGUUCUUACGCGAGCCGCCCAAUCGCGUCGACUUUUCCAACACCACGGGCGCAGUGGUCGAGUGCAGCGCACGCGGCAAGCCCCAGCCGGACAUCAUAUGGGUGCGAUCUGAUGGUACGGCCGUCGGAGACGUUCCGGGAUUACGACAGGUGCUAUCCAAUGGCAACUUAGUUUUUCCGCCGUUUAGAGCCGAAGAUUACAGACAGGAAGUUCACGCUCAAGUUUACGCUUGUUUGGCCAAAAACAGCGUGGGAUCGGUGCACUCCAGGGAUGUUAACGUCAGAGCAGUCGUAAAUCAGUUUUACAAAGCUGAAAUCCUGACGGAGUACGUGAUACGCGGCAACACCGCGGUGCUGAAGUGCAGCAUACCGUCCUUUGUUGCCGAUUUUGUCCACGUUGAAUCCUGGAUAGACGAUUCGGGGAACGUGCUGAAAUCUUCAAACGAUUACGACAGCAAAUAUUUGGUGCUACCCUCUGGCGAGUUGCAUAUCAGGGACGUGGGGGCCGAAGAUGGAUAUAAAUUAUACCAGUGCCGUACCAAACACAGAUUGACAGGGGAAACAAGAUUAAGUGCCACCAAGGGAAAACUAGUCGUCACCGAACCGCAAACAAGUGUGGCACCAACAGCAAAAGAUAAAUCGAUUUCUGGCCUUAAAAGCGAUGUAAAAUUCGGUACCACGGUUCCGCUACUUUGCGCUGCUCAAGGGUUCCCAGCACCAAUAUACAGAUGGUACAAAUUCGUGGAAGGAACCAGCAGGAAACAGGCUGUACAACUGAACGACAGAGUGAAACAAGUGGCCGGCACACUGAUCAUUCGCGAAGCCAAAGUGGAAGAUUCCGGAAAAUAUUUAUGCGUCGUGAACAACUCAGUGGGAGGCGAGAGCGUGGAAACCGUGUUGACCGUGACCGCACCUUUGAAAGCUAAAAUCGAACCGCAAGUGCAGACCAUCGACUUCGGCAGGCCCGCGGUCUUUACCUGCAAAUUUGAAGGAAAUCCGAUUAAAACAAUAAACUGGUUGAAAGAUGGAAAACGCAUCGACCAUACGGACGCCGUGUUAAGAAUUGAAGCCGUCAAGAAAGAAAACAAGGGCAUGUACCAAUGUUUCAUAAGAAAUGACCAGGAAAGUGCCGAAUCUACCGCGGAGUUACGCUUGGGGGACAGAUUCGAACCGCCCCAAAUUAGACACGCUUUUAACGAAGAAACCGUCCAGCCAGGAAACUCGAUUUACAUGAAAUGUAUCGCAUCUGGUAACCCGACGCCCGAAAUCACUUGGGAGUUAUACGGUAGGAGAUUAUCGAACAGCGACAGAUACCAAAUCGGACAGUACGUUACGGUUAACGGAGACGUCGUGUCGCACUUAAACAUCACUGCUAUACAUACAAACGACGGGGGCUUGUAUCGAUGCGUGGCUUCGAGCAAAGUUGGAUCUGCCGACCACUCGGCAAGGAUUAACGUCUAUGGGCUUCCCUUCGUCAGAUCCAUGGAGAAACAGGCCAUUGUUGCGGGGGGAACCCUGAUUGUGCAUUGCCCCUUCGCAGGGCAUCCAGUGGAAACUGUGGUAUGGGAAAGAGAUAACAGGUUGUUGCCCAUCAACGGAAAACAGAAGGUCUUCCCCAAUGGAACUCUGAUGAUCGAAAACGUAGAAAGGACUUCGGAUCAAGCAACGUACGUCUGCGUAGCGAAAAAUUCGCAAGGAUACAGCGCGAGAGGAUCUCUAGAAGUCCAAGUUAUGGUUUUACCCAGAAUUACCCCGUUUUCCUUUGAAGACAAUCCCGUGCACUCAGGGCAGUUUAUACAGGUUUCUUGUUCGGUUACUGAAGGCGACUUACCAGUUCAGAUAGAGUGGCUACUGAAUGGCGCAAAACUAGAAGAUUAUCCAGAAGUUUCGACCACUAAUAUUGGAAAACGUGGAUCUAUUUUGGCAAUUGAAUCUGUGUUCCACGUGCACGCAGGAAACUACACGUGUAGAGCCACAAACAAAGCAGGACAAGAGACUUACACGGCCGAGCUACAAGUGAAUGUGCCACCAAGGUGGAUAUUAGAACCGACCGAUAAAGCAUUUGCUCAAGGUUCUGAUGCCGCUGUUGAAUGUAAAGCCGAUGGGUUCCCUAAGCCUACGGUGACAUGGAAAAGGGCUACAGGUGUUUCCCCUGGCGAUUACAAAGACUUUAAACCGAAUAACCCCGAUGUAAAAGUUGAAGAUGGUACUUUAACCAUUAAUAAUAUACAAAAAACUAAUGAGGGUUACUACCUGUGCGAGGCUGUUAAUGGUAUUGGUUCUGGUUUAUCUGCUGUUGUAUUGAUCAGCGUACAAGCUCCUCCUCAGUUUGAUAUUAAACUCCGCAACCAAACCGCGCGUAGGGGAGACCCAGCCGUCUUACAGUGCGAAGCCAAGGGUGAAAAACCGAUUGGAAUUUUGUGGAACAUAAACGGCAAACGUUUAGAACCCAAAGGAGAUAACCGAUACACAAUCCGAGAAGAAAUUUUACCUAACGGAGUUUUAUCCGAUUUAAGUAUCAAGCGUACUGAACGAUCUGAUUCUGCUUUAUUCUCUUGCGUGGCUACUAACGCUUUUGGAAGUGACGAUACCAACAUUAACAUGAUUAUACAAGAGGUGCCCGAAGUACCGUAUGGACUUAAAGUUUUGGAUAAGAGCGGUAAAACGGUGCAACUGUCAUGGGUGUCGCCGUAUGAUGGAAACUCUCCAAUCAAAAUCUUUAAUAUUGAGUACAAACAGAGCAAGGCCAGUUGGGAUUCGAAUACCGAUAGCGUUUUGGUGCCAGGUGAUUUGACGGAAGCCGGAAUCAACACUCUUCGUCCUGCCACGACUUAUCAUAUCAGAAUCGUAGCCGAAAACGAAAUCGGCAAGAGCGACCCUUCAGACACGGUUACCAUCAUAACAGCUGAAGAGUCGCCCAGCGGAGCACCGACCAAAAUACGCGUGGAAACGAGCGACCAAUUUUCUUUGAUGGUGUACUGGAAACCUCCACUGAGGGAACAGUGGAACGGAGAUAUUCAAGGGUACUACGUCGGUUACAGACUGGGAAGCUCGAACACUCCCUACUUAUUCCAAACGGUGGAAUUCCCCAGGGAAGAAGACGGCAAAGAACAUCACUUGAACAUUUCAAAUCUCAAAACGUACACGCAAUAUUCCGUCGUCGUGCAGGCUUUCAAUAAGGUCGGAGCCGGUCCGAUCUCGGAGGAAAUUAAGGCUUACACCGCCGAAGGUGUUCCAGAACAACCCCCAGACAAGGCCACCUGCACAACUUUGACCGCCCAAACUAUCAGGGUGUCCUGGGUAUCUCCCCCAUUGACUUCCGCUAACGGCGUUAUUAAAGGCUACAAGGUCAUCUACGGGCCUUCUGACCUCUGGUUUGAUGAAAAUAGUAAGGAUACCAAGAUAACCUCCUCAAGUGAAACCAUCCUGCAUGGCUUGAAGAAAUACACCAACUACAGCAUGGAGAUAUUGGCUUACACAGCCGGAGGGGAUGGUGUGAGAACCACUCAAAUCCAUUGCCAAACCGAACAGGACGUCCCAGAGGCUCCUAUCGCAGUCAAGGCUUUGGUUAUGUCGUCCGAUUCGAUCUUAACCAGCUGGAAGCCACCGGUGGAACCAAACGGUAUCGUCGAAUAUUACACGGUUUAUUACAAGCAAGCCGGCAACGACGACGAAAAACCGCACUCGCAAAAAAUUGUGCCGAAUUUGAAGAACCAAAACCUACGAUUCCAGGCCAAGAACCUCGAUAGUACGCAUAAAUACGAAUUCUGGGUUACUGCCGCUACUACCAUUGGCGAAGGGCAGCCUUCGAAGAAGGUUACAGUUUCUCCUAGCCUUAGUGUGCCUGCCAAAACUGCCUCAUUCGACGACUCAUUCACGACCACUUACAAAGAAGACGUAACCUUACCGUGCUUAGCAGUGGGCGUACCUCCACCGACAAUCACCUGGAGCAUCAAAGGCACCAAAUUCUCCAUCAACUCGAACGACAGAAUCAGGCAACAACCGGACGGUUCCUUGUUUAUCAGGGACGUGACCAGGACCGACGCGGGGGAGUACACUUGCCGCGUGGAGAACGACUACGGGCAGGACUCGGUCACCCACCAACUGAUCGUGAACGCGCCCCCACACGCGCCGCAAGUCACCUUGACCUCGACCACGACCAACUCUCUGACCGUGAAGCUGAAAGCCCACGAGGACGACGUGGAGCCGAUCCACGGGUACACGGUGCACUACAAACCGGAGUUCGGCGAGUGGGAGACCGUUCAGGUGGGCCCCAGCAUCGAAAAGUACACUUUGGAGAGACUGGUGUGCGGCACGAGGUACCAGGUGUACGUCACCGCUUACAACAGCAUCGGUACCGGCGACCCGUCCGACAAUCUGAACCCGAGGACCAGAGGAGAGAAACCGCUGAUACCGACUGCCGAUAAGUUCAUCGAGGUUUCGUCGAACAGCAUCACGCUGCAUCUUAGCGCCUGGUCCGAUGGCGGCUGUCCCAUGCUUUACUUCGUCAUUGAGCACAAAAAGAAGAUUAAUACUGAAUGGAUUCAGGUAUCAAAUAACGUGAAACCGACCCAAAACUUUGUGCUGUUAGACUUGGACCCGGCAAUUUGGUACCAUUUGAGGGUAACAGCACAUAACAACGCCGGUUUUAACGUUGCCGAAUACGAAUUCGCUACUCUUACAGUGACAGGAGGUACUAUUGCCCCGGCCCGUGAAAUCCCCAAAGAAGACACUAUACAAAUAAUCCUCGCAAACCUAAACCUAGUAGUUCCUGUAGUAGCCGCCGUGUUGGUCAUUAUAGUUGCCAUUAUCGUGAUCUGUGUGUUGCGCGGCAAAGGGAAUUAUAACAAAGAUGAUGUUGUUUACAACCAGACCUGCAACGCCGCUUCUACAUUGGACAAGCGCCGCCCCGAUUUGAGGGACGAAUUGGGCUACAUCGCUCCUCCCAACAGAAAAUUACCACCUGUUCCUGGAUCUAAUUACAAUACUUGUGAUAGAAUCAAGCGAGGUACCGUCUUAAGAGCACAUUACCGUUCCCACUCGACCUGGGACCCCAGAAGGAACUUGUACGAGGAGCUGAGAAGUAGAAGGGGCUCAAACGAGACCGUACACACUCACAGAGGCAUGGACGACGAAAUCUGCCCGUACGCGACCUUCCAUCUAUUGGGCUUCCGCGAAGAAAUGGACCCCACUAAGGCCAUGCAGUUCCAGACCUUCCCCCACCCGCAUUCAGGCACCAUCGGACCCUCUGGCAUGAAUACUCCGCAUCAGGUGCAUUCCCGAUCCGGCUCUCAGUCCAUGCCCAGACAGAAUAGACGCUACGACAGAGUUGGAUCAGCAGGUUACACGUUGCCAUCAGGCAAUGGUUCCAUUUACUCGCCCGGACCCGAGUACGACGAUCCGGCAAACUGCGCGCCGGAAGACGAGCAGUACGGAUCGCAAUAUGGCGGAUACGGAGCACCCUACGAUCAAUACGGAAGCCGGGGUUCAAUUGGACGCAGGUCUAUGGGAUCUCUAAGACUACAGCCAACCAGCAGCAGCCCUGAGCCGCCUCCGCCGCCACCGAGGAACCACGAUCCGUCUUUCAAUGAUUCCAAAGACAGCAACGAGAUUUCAGAGGCAGAAUGCGAUAGAGAUCAAUUGAUCAACAGCCGAACUUACGGUGUAAUGAGAGGUAACUCUAAGGAUGGCAUGUCCCACGAAGAAAUGCGCAAACUGAUUGAGAGAAACGAAACAGGGCAAACCUCAACAGCAAACGGGGGACUCACAGCCUACGAUACUAUGGCAGUGUAACUUGUAAAUCGAGACAUCGGCGAUGAAGAAAGAAGAAGGGACAACUGCCAAUCAGGGCACAAUUUAGUGAUCAUAAGCUAGGAAAAUUUUACCGCUGCAACUAACCAAAAGUAAACAAAACAUGUUACAAUGACGCGUAUUGAUUUGUUUGACGGAGCCGGUGAUCACUAAAUUUUGUUUACGAUUUAAUUCCCUCAUUUGUACGAAAUAUUCACGCUAAACCUUCGAGACUGAACUUUUUCAAUUUCACAGUAAAUUUAUUAUAAAUCGGUAGCACAACUGAACCAAAUCGGCCUCGCAUUAUAUGUAACAGGAAAUUUGGAUUUAUUAUUUAUCAUUUUGGAUUUUCCGUCCCUACCACUCGAUAUUGAAUUUGACCUGUACAUUUUUAGGUGAUAUUUAUUUUUAUUAAUAUGCAGAUUAAAUUGCGUUCUAAAUCCAAAUUUCCGACGGUGCGGGGUUAGUAGUUAUUCUGUGAAUAUUUAGUGCAAAUAUAGUUUAGUUUUUUUAACCAAAUAUUAUAUUAUUAUUAUUAUUUAAGCUGCUAGUUUUUUUGGGCUGUUUUGAGCCGCUAUUACGAAAAGCGUUCACAUUUUGCCAAAUUUUUCGGGGGUUUUUUGAUUUGUACAAGUGGCUCAAUGUGUCAUGUGAUAUUUUGUGGUUUGUGAGUGUUGUGUUGGUCGAAUUCGUUAAGAUGGUCUACAGUCGGUGCCAAAAAAUUUACCCAUCGUUUUUGGUUCGUUUAUUAACACUACUGUAGGCGAAAUCGGCAUAGUUGCGUUUUGACCGCGCACAGCUUUGACCACUUUGAAUGCGUGCGCAACUAUGCCGGCAUUAUUUUCGUUUUCUUUUGUAUAGGUAGCCUGUUUAUUUUUACCGCUUUAUUAAGUUGUUUUUCUUAUUUUCGUUUAUCAAUGAUUUCGUUAGGUUAGGACAUUUGGCGAUUGGUUUAGUUUUUUUAAUCGUGUACAAGUAUGAAGGUUGUGCGUCGCCAUAUGUAAUUAUAUAAAAUGCUAUAGCGAUAUGAAAUAAUAUUAUAGCUUAACAACGGCGCUUAGAUAAUAUUGCAUUCAUUAUAUUCGAUUAAUCAAAACUUGCUGUCGCAAAAAACGGAGAAUUCCUUUCUCUGAGCUUAAACUACACUGAUUUUAAAUUUCUGCAAUAUUAUCUUGUUCCUUUGGCAUUGUUUUGACGUAGCUAAGAAAUUAGGAACGAAAAGAACUACAUUUAGUUGCUAUGAAAAGAGUUAAACAAAAUUAUAUCAGUGUUUUUAACUUUAACAGCAUGCAUGUAUAUGUAGUGUUUAAACAUAAUUCCGAUCAUAAUCUAGAUAUACCUACUAAGAUAAAAUACAUAACCUAAUGUGUUUAAUUUUAUCCGACUUUCAUCACACAUCGACAAUUUAUGGACAAUGUCACAAUGAUUGCUUUGAUAUUUUAUCAACGGAAUAAAAUACAAGUAAAAAACAUUGAUUUAUGAAUUGUGGUGAGUGAAGAGUUCAUAAAUACUCAGCCAUAAUAGCAGACAUUAAAGCGCUUCAUUAAUAAAAUUGUAUGUAGUGUUUAAAAUAUCAGUAGAUUAGGUGUAUUUUAUCAAAUUUACCAAUUAUGGCAUUUUAGACAGGGUUUUUUCGUGUGUUUUACCAAAACCUUUAUUAAUACGUUGAUUCUUUUAGCAGGAUAUUUACUUUUUACAGUUCCUAAAGUAGUUACAGAUUAUUUGGUAAAAUGCAUUCAAAAAUAUUGUUGUUGCAAAGGUACUGAAGGUUUCUGCAUAGGUUUUUCAAGAUAUGUAUUAUAUUAUCUUUUCUGCUUUGACCUGUCCUUCCUCCUAAUUCCAUGCAAACCUUUAGAUAUCAAAUUAUUAAAAAGAUUCAUUGCCAUUUUUAUUUAACUAGUCAUAUUGCUUCCUCUCAAACACCAUUUAAUUGAAAAAUGGCAAACAAUUUUUUUACAUUAUAUUUUUGUUGUGAUAAUGGUUUGAAAUGCCAUUAUAAGUGUAUUGUAAGUGUGCUAUAUAUUCGGUAGUUCAUAAGUAUCUAUAAUAUUCUUCAAAUAUCUAAUUAAUGUACUCAUUAUUGAAUUUUUUGCAAUAUAUUAAUCAUAUACUAAUAAUUUAACUGUAUACAUUUUCUAUUCAAAUUAUUACGUGUUUGUCCUAAUUAUUUUCUUUGGAAUGUGGGUUUGAGCAAAAUUGGAGUGUAUUUAUAUACUGGAUUGCCAUUUUUUAUGUCACACACUCUAAUUUGUAUGUGCUUAUAUACCAAAGUCAUUUUUUUGGUUUAAUAUACAAAUAACUAUA
Molecule: messenger RNA, 8355 nt
Organism: Brassicogethes aeneus
Lineage: Eukaryota; Metazoa; Arthropoda; Insecta; Coleoptera; Nitidulidae
Source: the annotation of a GenBank genome assembly